Molecule: messenger RNA, 2723 nt
Organism: Emys orbicularis (European pond turtle)
Lineage: Eukaryota; Metazoa; Chordata; Testudines; Emydidae
Product: T-cell surface glycoprotein CD3 epsilon chain
Exons: 8
Coding region: 115-684 (189 amino acids)
Biological process (GO): cell surface receptor signaling pathway; positive thymic T cell selection
Cellular component (GO): alpha-beta T cell receptor complex; external side of plasma membrane
Molecular function (GO): transmembrane signaling receptor activity
Source: RefSeq, a predicted model, not a curated record
GACAUUUGCUGUCUCUCUGAGCCACUUGCAUGUUAUGCUGGAAACAAGCCAGACUGGGUGAUGCCAAUCUGAUUGGAAAGGACAGAAAAGAGAGCGAGUAGGGGGAACGCCAGGAUGAAGCUAGAGCUUGCCCUGCCUGUUUUGGGGCUCCUGCUCUGUGCGGCUGACACCAUGGCGCAGGAAAACCCUGACACCAUGGCGCAGGAUAACCUAGAGUUCGGGGUGGUGAUCUCUAAGACCAAGGUGACUCUCACCUGCCCCCCAUCCGUUGAGUCAGACAUACAAUGGAAGAGAAACAAGAACUCGGUACCUGGUAAUGGUAAGGAACAGGACUAUGUGAUUGAGGAGUACGAGAGUUCCAAGCAUGACGGGGAGUAUACGUGUAGGUCCGGGACAGAGUCCCUCAAGCUUCACCUGAAGGCCAAAGUGUGCAGGAACUGUGAGGAGCUGGAUGUCUUGACAGUGGCUGGGAUCAUCAUCGCAGAUCUCCUCAUCACCCUCGGGGUGCUGAUCCUGGUCUAUUACUUCAGCAAGAACCGGAAGGGGCGAGUCGGUGGCAGCGCCGGAGUUCAUCCAAAAGGCCAGAAGAUGGUGCGCCCCCCGCCUGUGCCAAACCCAGACUAUGAGCCCAUCAGGAAGGGUCAGCGGGAUCUGUAUGCCGGGCUGCAGUCCAGGGGCUUCUGAAUCGCCCUGCGGAUGGCAGGUUGGACGAGAGCAGCUAAGGGCCCCCAGCUUCUGUCCCAGGUGAUACAGAUUCUCGGCAGUCCGUGCUGGGCAGUCGCACAUUCUGGGGACCAGCCCAGCAGCUGCAAUGGGAGACGCUGCCCCUCCUUGGACACCCUCCUUCCUGCCUUUGAUUUGACCCCGGGGAACAGACACUGACUAAAGAAACAAGAAGAAAAGGUUUUCCCCAUUAAAUAAUUGUAGCUUUCUCCUCUUCGGGCUCCUCCUAGGCUGUCCUGAUCACCCUUUCCAAACUGUUGGGGAAACCCUUUCACUCUUCAGUUUUAUUUAUUUCAGUCACAUGCUUUGAUUUUUCUCUCCAGCACCCUGCACCAUUGAUCUUGUCCUGACGCUCGGACGGCCUCUUCCCUGCCCAGGGCAAAGAGGGACAUUGUCCAGUGUCCUGAGCACCAGCCUGGGAGCCAGGAACACCUGAGCUCUGACCCCAGCUCUGACACUGAGUCCCUCUGUGACCGUGGCUAAGUCCGUCCCCCUCCCCCGCAUAUUUCCCAUCUGUACCACUUGGGCAGAGACUCACCCGCUUCCCAGAGAUGCGUUAAAUAGUGCUAGCAAAGAGCAGACCCUCUCGGAGCACUGGGGCUUGGCUGGCUCUCUCCUGUUCCUCUGGUUUAACAUUAGUUCCCGUUUCCCUGCCCAGGAUAGUAACGACUCUGUCACCACGUUCCCUGGGGCUCGAAAGGGAGAUGCGAUGGUCACUAUGGGCUGUAAAGGGUAGACGUGGCCGUGUGCGCAUCCACCAUAUUCCUCCUUGAGCCCCGUCCCUGUCCAGCUUGUGCUCUGCAGUGUUCUUCUGGCCACCGCUAGUGUUCGGGGGUGUAAGUCCCUGUGCUGCGAUCUCCGGGCCCCGGUGCAGUGUGUCAGUUGUGCUCACCUGGUCCUGUCUCAGCAGUGACAGAGCAGUUCAUUGACAACACCACGCUGGCUGCCCUUUCCAGCCAUGCUCAGCACGCCUGUCCUUGCUGUGGGGUCACACACAACCCCAACACCCCUUUCCGGAGACCUGCCAUGGGGAAAAUGGGACUUGAGCCCUUUCUUGCGUCUCUGGGAUGGAUAAAGUCGGCCUGGAAGGAGGGGAUUUAAAUAUCAGCAAUGGACAUCUGGAGCCGCCUGGUUUUGCUGGAGGACCCGGUGUUUCUCUCAGAAAGGUACCAUGUAUGGGGCCUAAAUAGAAGGCUGGGCGUGUGGACUCUUCAGCAUGUGCCCCUUCUCCCCCAAGCCUCCUCUAGACCUUGUAACAAAGGGUCAUCUGUAAGCCCCCCAGAAGGGCGCUUAAGUGGCUGAUUGAGUCUUUAACGCUUAUUAUUAAAUUACAGUAGCACUUGGAAGCCCCGGUCAAGAUCUAAGCCCCACCGGGCUGGGUUCUGCCGAGGAACAUAGUCCCUCCCCAGAGACAUCACUGUCUCAGGGGGAUGAGAUGCGUGAGAGGGGACUGGCACCAUUUUUCAGAUGGGGCUCCUGACCCCCAGUGCCUUAACCACAAGACAUUUUCCCUCUGGAGAAGUCCUAUAGAAUUUAAGAGCAGCAAAACCCAUAGGGCUGUGUAGAAAUUAGCCCAAACCAUAGAGAACUGCAGACAGAAUGCGACCCUUUCCAUAGGUUUUUAUUUGUACUCAGCCUGUGGAAUUCUAUAGCAGGGACCCCCGUUCCUGUUUCAUUUCUAUAGCGUGGUCCAAAACCACAUCUAGAAGUAGGAGCGUUUUCUAGUAACUGUGCGAGGACUUUCCCAUAAGGGCUGUACAAACCCCGUGCUCUGAGAGAGUCUCAUCUGGCUCACCUCGCUCCAACCCCCUUCCUUGCUGUACCCUCCCUCUCCUGUUCCAUCUCUGGCUCUCAGGCUGUGUCCAGGCUCCAUGGUGUCUGUUACAGAUGGUGAAUUUGUCUGUAUUGAGAAAGGCCUGUUUGAACGUUUAUGAUGCAAGUAUUUCUAAAAGUGCAUCAUGCAGCCAAUAAACUGGGAGGGCUCUGCCCCUGGAUCCGCA